CAUGGUUACAUGGAGAACAAACCCUUGGGCCUGCAGAUCUUCAUCGGGACAGCGGAUGAACGGAUACUCAAGCCUCAUGCUUUCUACCAAGUCCAUCGCAUCACGGGCAAAACUGUCACCACCACCAGCUACGAAAAAAUCAUUGGCAACACCAAAGUUUUAGAGAUUCCCCUGGAACCCAAAAACAACAUGAAAGCAACCAUUGACUGCGCAGGGAUCCUGAAGCUGAGGAACGCGGACAUCGAGCUGCGCAAGGGAGAGACAGACAUCGGCCGGAAGAACACGCGCGUGCGCCUCGUCUUCCGCGUGCACAUCCCCGAGCCCAGCGGCAGGAUCGUCUCCCUGCAGGCAGCAUCCAACCCCAUCGAGUGCUCCCAAAGAUCUGCUCAUGAGCUUCCAAUGGUUGAAAGACAAGACAUUGACAGCUGCUUUGUUUAUGGAGGACAGCAGAUGAUCCUGACUGGACAGAAUUUCACAGCAGAGUCCAAGGUGGUGUUCACAGAAAAAACAUCAGAUGGGCAGCAGAUCUGGGAAAUGGAGGCCACAGUGGACAAGGACAAGAGCCAGCCUAGCAUGCUUUUUGUCGAGGUACCGGAGUACCGCAACAAGCACAUCCGCACGGCCGUGAAGGUCAACUUCUACGUCAUCAACGGCAAGCGGAAAAGAAGCCAACCCCAACAUUUUACCUACCACCCAGUACCAUCAAUCAAAACAGAGCCCAUUGAUGACUAUGAUCCAGCCCUAAUCUGCAAUACAGUACACAGUGGUCUGGGAACAGUAACACAGCCUUACUAUUCACAGCACACAAUGGCCACCGAGUCCCCCUCCUGUCUCGUGGCCACUAUGGCUCCUUGCCAGCAGUUGCGCUCAGGCCUUCCCUCUCCCGACUCGCGGUACCACCAGCCGAACCCUCCCGCCGUCAUCUACCAGAGGAGCAAGAGCCUUAGCCCGAGCCAGCUGGGCUACCAGCAGUCCAACCUGAUGGCCACGCCAGUUGCCAUCUCAGAUGCCCACAGGUCGGUGCUGAUGCACACUGGCUCUCCAGGCCAAACUUCCGCGGUGCUCCACCACUCUCCAGGCACCCAGCAGUCUUCUCCCGUGAUUCACUACUCGCCGACCAACCAACCGCUCAGAUGUGGGAGUCACCAAGAGUUCCAGCACAUCAUGUGCUGUGAAAAUUUCAGCUCCAACGUGACAAGAUCCAGCCAGCCCCAGGUCAGCCAGGCGCAGAGGCUGAGCCCAGGCUCGUACCCCACGGUGAUCCAGCAGCAGACAGCCCCGGGCCAGCGAGCGGCCAAGAACGGAGCUGCGGGCAGUGAGCAGAAAGAGGUGCUACCAGCAGGAGUCACCAUCAAACAGGAGCAGAACCUGGACCAAGCCUACCUGGAUGAUG
Messenger RNA from Acanthisitta chloris (rifleman), 1393 nucleotides. It is a transcript of the gene NFATC2, whose product is annotated as nuclear factor of activated T-cells, cytoplasmic, calcineurin-dependent 2. Gene Ontology annotation, cellular component: transcription regulator complex. The annotation marks the transcript as partial. Lineage: Eukaryota; Metazoa; Chordata; Aves; Passeriformes; Acanthisittidae. Gene Ontology annotation, biological process: calcineurin-NFAT signaling cascade; cytokine production; regulation of transcription by RNA polymerase II. The record is from RefSeq and is a predicted model, not a curated record. The transcript is spliced from 6 exons. Gene Ontology annotation, molecular function: DNA-binding transcription factor activity, RNA polymerase II-specific; RNA polymerase II cis-regulatory region sequence-specific DNA binding; transcription factor binding.